GUCUGGAGGAAAAGAGUUGCUGAAGCUGCUAUUGCAUCCAUGUUGGUUUGAGCCUUAUGUUGUCCUGUAAGAGAGAUCUAUAACAAGAAUGAGGCUGGUCAUUUUGGAUGAUUAUGCUCUUGCUAGUGAAUGGGCAGCAAAGUAUAUUUGUAACUGUAUCAUUCAGUUCAAUCCUGGUCCGGAUAAAUACUUUACAUUAGGUUUACCAACAGGCAGCACACCCCUGGGAUGCUACAAGAAACUGAUAGAGUAUCACAAGAGUGGGGAUCUGUCAUUCAAGUAUGUGAAAACUUUCAACAUGGAUGAGUAUGUUGGACUUCCCAGGGACCACCCCGAAAGCUACCAUUCAUACAUGUGGAACAAUUUCUUCAAACACAUCGAUAUUGACCCCAAUAACGCUCACAUCCUAGAUGGAAACGCGUCAGAUCUGCAAGCAGAGUGUGAAGAUUUCGAAAGGAAAAUCAAAGAAGCUGGAGGGAUUGAGCUGUUUGUAGGAGGUAUUGGCCCAGAUGGACACAUUGCAUUUAAUGAGCCUGGUUCCAGUUUGGUAUCAAGGACAAGAUUAAAGACUCUAGCUAUGGACACAAUUUUAGCUAAUGCUAAAUAUUUUGAUGGUGACCUCUCAAAGGUUCCAACCAUGGCACUGACAGUCGGCGUGGGAACAGUAAUGGAUGCCAAAGAGGUGAUGAUCCUUAUAACCGGUGCACACAAAGCCUUUGCCCUGUACAAGGCCAUAGAAGAAGGCGUAAACCACAUGUGGACCGUAUCUGCGUUCCAGCAGCACCCUCGCACUAUUUUCGUCUGCGACGAGGACGCCACCUUAGAGUUAAGAGUGAAAACGGUUAAAUAUUUUAAAGGUUUAAUGCAUGUGCACAACAGGCUUGUGGAUCCGCUGCUCAGCAUGAAGAAAAACUAAAGUGGAAUCGAUAGUGAAAUGCUGUGGGAACCAGCAAGCGAUGUAUUAAUGGCUAUGCAAUGUUACUGUAUAAACCUUUCAACUGUACAGUGCUAUCCAUUAUAUGCACUGGGCAAUUUAACAUUCCACCUAAUAUAUAUAUAUAGUCUUAUGGUUUAUUUCAGUUGUACUGUAAGAAUUUACACUGCAGCUCUGCAAGGGUUACCAGUCUGUGGGCUGCCUUGUAGAGACAACACCGAAAUACUCCCAAAAUACACAGCUCCUGCAUAUUUAUAUGCACCUAUAGCUGUUAUUUGUAGCCUUGUCAUCAGGGCAAUGUAUUGAAUCCCCAUGUUGUUUAGGUUCUUGAGUCCUGCUCAUAGAGACAUAACCCCUCACAUGUCCUGCUACAAUGCUUAUAUAUUUAAAGGGGUCGUUCACCUUUGAAUUAAAUUCUGAGACAAUUUGCAAUUGGUUUUCAUUUUUUAUUUUUUGUGGUUUUCGUGUUAUUUAGCUUUUUAUUCAGCAGCUCUCCAGUUUGCAAUGUCAGCAAUUUGGUUGCUAGGGUCCACAUUACCCUGGCAACCAUGCACUGAUUUGAACAAGAGACUGGAAUAUGAAUAGGAGAGGGCCUGAAUAGAAAGAGGAGUAAUAAAAAGUAGCAACAUUAAUAGAUUUGUAGCCUUACAGAGCAUUUGUUUUUUAGAUGGUCGCUGACCCCCGUUUCAAAGCUGGAAAGAGUCAGAAGAAGGCGGCAAAUAAUUGAAAAACUAUAUAUAUAUAUAUAUAUAUAUAUAAAAAAUAUAAUAAUGAAGACCAAUUAAAAGUUGCUUAGAAAUGGCCGAUAUACAAAAAAUUAACUCAGAGGUGAACCACCUGUUUAAUGCUAAACCAUACUUAAAGGGCAACUAAAGUCUAAAAUAGAAUAAUAUUAGAAAUGCUGUAUUAUGUAUACUAAAUAUAAACAUGAACUUACUGCACCAGCAGCCUAAUAAGACAAAUGAUUUAUGCUUUCAAAGUUGGCGCAGGGGGCUGUCAUCUUGUAACUUUGUUAGACAUUUCUGCAAUAUCAAGACUCGCACAUGCUCAGUGUGGUCUGGGCUUCAGUUGGGAGGUUAAGCUUAGGGAUCGUCAUAAAUUAUCAAAACAGCACAAGUCAAAUAAUAUCUGCCAUAGAAGCCAAUACAGCAAGACUGAUUAAUAAUCAUAAUAUAGAGACUACACUGCGUCUCUGGAUACAAAUCUCUACAGGGAAUCCAACAAUGCUGCUCGAGUUCUGGGAAGUAAGGUGGGGGGGCUCCCCCUGCCAUUUGAAAGUAUGAUCGUUUACCUGCACAGCAGUUGGGGACCAUCUGACAAUUCCUAUCAACAGCAGUAAAAGAAGGGGGAAUUGCACUGCAUAGUCAGGUUUAUGAUAAAAACUGUAGAUAUCUUUUAAAGUAUAUUGUAGAUAGAUUUCUUUUUCAUUAAAGAAAGUAAAAAUGGGAUUUUAUAUUUUUGCCUUUACAUGCCCUUUAAUUUGGUUCUCCUAAGAAAAGGUUACAUAUCCCUGGUCUAUAUGGCUGGAGAGACCGUUACUAUUCAUUUCAGUUCAUCAUCCUGUUAAUAACUUCUUAUAUACUGCAGCCCUUUGAGGGUGGUUGCGUAGUCUUGAUGGCUAUAAAGAGGGUUUUUUGUUUAACUGGUGCAGUAGAGUCCAAACUCCCGGCAGAGUAGCCUGUCCAUGCAACUGAUGCCAAACUGCUAAAUAUAGUCCCUGACAUAAAGUCACAUCUAAAAGGGACACUUUUCGAGGCUGGUCCAAGGCAAUGGGGUAUAUUUAUCAAAGAGUGAAGUUAGAGAUCUCCACAGUCCACUAGAGUGAAAGUCCGCCUCUCUCCAUUCAUUUCUAUGGAUUUUUGAGAAUCCAUGAAAGUUCAUCCUUUGAUAAAUACGCCUUUCAAAAUCCCAUAGAAAUGAAUGGAGAGUAGCGGAAUUUCACUCUAGAGGACUGUGGAGAUCUCUAACUUCACUCUUUAAAGGGCAUGUUAAGGCAAGAAGAUAAAUUCCCAUUUUUACUUUCUUUAAUGAAAAAGAAACCUAUUUCCAAUAUACUUUAAUUAAAAAAUGUGUAUCGUUUUUAUAAGAAACCUGACUGUAUGCAGUGAAAUUCUCCCUUCAUUUACUGCUGUGGAUAGGAAUUGUCAGACGGUCCCUAACUGCUGAGCAGGGAAACAAUCAUACUUAUGAACAGCAGGGGGAGCCCCCACCUUACUUCCCAGCCAUGCAGAACUCAAGCAGAUUUGUUUAUGACGAUCCCUAAGCAGCCCAGACCACACUGAGCAUGUGCACAGUCUUAGUCUUGCAAAGAUGUUUAACAAAGUUACAAGAUGGUGACCCCCUGUAGCCAACUUUGAAAGCAUAAAUUAUUUGUUUGAUUAGGCUUGUGGUGCAGUAAGUUCAUGUUUAUAUUUAGUAUACAAAAUACAGCAUUUCAUGCCUUAUUCUAUUUUAGACUUUACAUGCCCUUUAAUAAAUAUACCCCAAUUUCAGGCUUAUGUCACACAUAGAGUUAGGAUCCCUGCUCCUGAAUUGAGGCAGUCAAGAUCCCAAAGGUGGCCCUUAGUGCUGCCCGUUGAUGGCAAUGGCAAGUGUAGUAAAAUCCCUAUAAAAGUCCCCUAUGGCAUAAACUAUGGGCUGAACACCAUGCAUCAGGUUCUAACUCCUGGGAACGAAGAAAUGGUUUGUCUCAGACCAUGAAAUGGGACCAGUUCAAUUGAAACCAGUUUCAGUUAAUAAUACAAUUAUCCCUGUUUAAAAAUUCUAUUCUGUUCUUCUUGGGCCCAAACAGGUUUAUUUUUAGACUGUAAUGCUAUUUAUAGCUAAUAUAUAUUAUUUUCAUUAUUACAUGUUGGUUUCCCUUUAGUCGUGAGGCUUCAGUGACUGUUGAGAGGUAUAGCUUUGUAUUGUUUUAUCUGUUUACUCAUUAUAGCAUUUAGACACACGUCCUUCUCCCCGUAGGGAUAUUGCUGAAUAUAGCUAAGAUGGAAGAAAAAAGGGGUGUUUGGCAUAGAGAUUCCUCACUUGCCAGACUCACAUCUUGGAUUAGGGACAUGGAGAAUGAGAUGUUUGGCACAUCAUUUUUCACUUUCUUUUACAAAUGCCGCAUUCUCCAGCUGUGACUUGACUUAUAUUUUAUGUGCAUUUACAAAUGGCAGUUUUCUUAAAACAAUAUGUAUACUAAUAAACUGGCUGAUAUAAAAA
Xenopus laevis (African clawed frog) is the source of this 4138-nucleotide messenger RNA. It is a transcript of the gene gnpda2.L, whose product is annotated as glucosamine-6-phosphate deaminase 2 L homeolog. NCBI's taxonomy places the organism in Eukaryota, Metazoa, Chordata, Amphibia, Anura, Pipidae. The record is from RefSeq and is marked provisional. Gene Ontology annotation, molecular function: identical protein binding; glucosamine-6-phosphate deaminase activity. Gene Ontology annotation, biological process: D-glucosamine catabolic process; N-acetylneuraminate catabolic process; carbohydrate metabolic process. Gene Ontology annotation, cellular component: cytoplasm.